Callorhinchus milii (elephant shark) is the source of this 660-nucleotide messenger RNA. RefSeq names its product C-x(9)-C motif containing 2 (gene cmc2). Bases 205 to 432 code for a protein of 75 amino acids. The transcript has 4 exons. The record is from RefSeq and is a predicted model, not a curated record. Gene Ontology annotation, cellular component: mitochondrion. NCBI's taxonomy places the organism in Eukaryota, Metazoa, Chordata, Chondrichthyes, Chimaeriformes, Callorhinchidae.
GUGCUGUCAAUCGUCGGGAGUGUCACAUCCGGAGUGUGAGGGCGGAGGGGUCGCUGUGCCGCUGUGUGUGGGACGGGUCGGAGGUCCCUGUGACCGGGAGCCCUCUCAGGCGAUUCACCGCUCACUUUAUAUAAGUCAGUCGGGGCUCAAUGACCUCCGUGGCUUCAGCGACCAGAAAAACAAUAGAAUAACCCUUUAAGCGAGAUGCAUCCAGACCUGUCUCCACACCUGCACACAGAGGAGUGCAACAUCAUGAUCAGGCGCCUCAAACAAUGCCACAGUGAACACAACUUCCUGAAGUUUUUCGGGACAUGCAACGACUUUGAUCGAGAAAUGAGGCGAUGUCUCAGAAAGGAGUACCAAGCCAACAGAGAAAAAAGCAAAGCACACGCAGAGCGGAUGAGAAAGAGACUGAUUGAGGCAUCGAAAUGAGAGAAGCAGACGGCCAUUAACAUCUCCUGCCCCUUUCAGUGGUCACCAGCAACGCCCCCCGCACACACCGGCUGGGCUCAUCCUGCAAACGGUGCAGUCUCCAGGUCCGGAGGUUUCAGGAGUUUCCUCAUAAACUGACAUCCUGGCACGUUAAAACCUGGAUUUGCUUCAUCGUGUUACAGAGUGACGCUGUUCUCUUUGAAAGCAUUAAAGACUAUUUAAACCUAA